Sesamum indicum (sesame) is the source of this 1869-nucleotide messenger RNA. Its product is annotated as putative serine/threonine-protein kinase PBL23. Gene Ontology annotation, biological process: protein phosphorylation. Lineage: Eukaryota; Viridiplantae; Streptophyta; Magnoliopsida; Lamiales; Pedaliaceae. Gene Ontology annotation, molecular function: protein kinase activity; ATP binding. The record is from RefSeq and is a predicted model, not a curated record.
GCUCCCAUUAUUAUUGGUCCCCCUUUCAUCUUCUUCAAAUCCUCAUUCAAUUCAAUCUAAAUAAUCUUUUUCUCCUUUAAGGCCAAUCUGUAAACAAUUCUUUAAUGAUCAUUGCCUUUUUCUUUUUCCUGUUCAAUUGCACAAUUCUUUUAUCAUGAUAUAUAAAUGAAAAAACGAUAACCAACCAAGAUGACAAAGCAUAAACAGUUGUGAUAAUUUGACAUCCUGCUAAGAGGGUUGAUUUAAGAUAUUCAUAGGUAGGGGAAAGAAGGAGAUGAGAUUGUUGUCUUGUUUCAGGAAGAGGAGGACUGAAACAAUGAAGAGAACCGAGACAAUGAAGAGGACCGACCCAACGAGGAGGACUCCUCUAAAAAGUUCAAGAAGUUCUGUCCAAGAAAUGAAGACAACCAAGAACUAUGAUGAUCCGGAGGCGUUAUCAACAGUUCCUAGAAGCGUAUCGAUGAAUGCUGGUGGUAGCAAACAAAGGGUAGCUGCAGAAGACAUAAUUAGAAGUGGUGGAAGAGCUUCUGCUGAGGUAUUCACCUUUCGGGAAUUGGCACUUGCCACUGAAAAUUUCAAUCCUGAAUUGCGAGUGGGUGAAGGAGGAUUCGGGAGGGUCUACAAGGGGUACUUCAAUAAAACAAAUCAGAUGGUGGCUGUGAAGCAGCUUGAUAGAAACGGGGUUCAAGGAAACAGGGAAUUCUUGGCAGAGGUCUUGAUGUUGAGCAUGGUUCACCAUCCAAACCUUGUCAAUCUGAUAGGAUACUGCGCUGACGGCCGCCAACGAAUAUUGGUCUACGAGUACUUGCAAAAUGGAUCUUUAGAAGAUCACCUUCUUGAUUUGCCUCCAAACAAGAAGCCCCUGGAUUGGUACACUAGGAUGGCGAUAGCCAGAGGUGCAGCUCAGGGACUCGAGUAUUUGCAUGAUACAGCAAAUCCACCAAUUAUUUUUCGGGAUUUUAAGGCGUCUAACAUAUUGUUGGAUGACAGAUUUAAUCCUAAGCUCUCCGAUUUUGGACUCGCUAAGUUGGGCCCGAUUGGUGAACAAGAUCAUGUGUCGACGAGGGUGAUGGGGACUUACGGCUACUGCGCACCAGAGUAUGCCCAGACAGGCAAGUUGACAACCAAGUCUGAUGUCUACAGUUUCGGUGUGGUGCUUCUAGAGAUUAUUUCAGGAAGAAGAGCUAUUGAUAACACAAAACCACUGGAAGAGGAGAAUCUAGUUGCUUGGGCAAAGCCACUUUUCAAGGAUAGAAGCAAGUUUACAUUAAUGGCCGACCCGUUGCUUAAAGGAAAGUAUCCAGUGAAGGGUCUGUAUCAAGCUCUUGCUGUUGCAGCUAUGUGCCUCCAAGAGGAAGCCAGCACUCGGCCCCUAAUUGGAGAUGUUGUCACUGCACUUGAAUAUUUAGCAAUCGAGACAGAUGAAAUUACCAGCGAAACAGAAAUAUAAGAUAAAUAGAAUAGGGUAAACCAAUUUCCAUGGAGAACCUAUGUGAAUUGAAUCUACAAUUUGAGGUUAAAUGCAAUGCUUCUCAUGCCCAAUGAAGGACAAAGACCAUCGUUGUUGCAUUAUUUCUUGACCAGGUUUUUUGCGAAGGAACAAAAGCAGAGUACUCUUGUGGUAGUGGUGCAUUUUGUGUUUGAUAGGAGGUUGUAUUAUGUAAAAUGUGUGCUUUUUAUUUCAACUAUAGAUCAUAAUUCAAAACUGAGAAGUCAUAAUUUUCAAUAGUAGUGGUGGAAAUUGACAUACGGAGUGCUGCUUCUCUAUAUAAUUCCAUCAUUUGAGAUAGGUUUUUACAUCAAAUUCUAUAAACAAAUCCUGCAAGUUUUAGCCUGACUAGCUCUCAUGUUUGACCCAGAAAAGAGAAU